Juglans microcarpa x Juglans regia is the source of this 1897-nucleotide messenger RNA. Its product is annotated as pathogenesis-related thaumatin-like protein 3.5. The transcript is spliced from 3 exons. Bases 651 to 1559 code for a protein of 302 amino acids. NCBI's taxonomy places the organism in Eukaryota, Viridiplantae, Streptophyta, Magnoliopsida, Fagales, Juglandaceae. Gene Ontology annotation, cellular component: extracellular region. Gene Ontology annotation, biological process: defense response. The record is from RefSeq and is a predicted model, not a curated record.
UGUCAUCUGUCUGUGUGGUGACAAUAAUUGAUGCCAAGCUUCCCCCAUGUGCACUUGUAGAGCACUGCACUACCAAUCCAGGUGAAAUCAGAUUUGAUACUUUCCUCCAUAGUUAGGAUGAUAGAAAGUGAUUUACCAUCUCUUAAAAGAAAAUUCUCCCUUCACGUCCACAACCGAAUAUUUUACUUGUUUAAAACCGAAAAAGGGAUCAAUCUAGUUUGUAUUUUUCUAUUUUUUGGAGAGAAUCUUGGGUCGCUUUUCUGAGGGCUAUCCUGUGGAUUAUAUUAAUGAGCUCGAAUCUGAACUGCCAAACUGAUUCCUUUGGAACGGAACUGCUUAGAUUUUGUUGUCAGAGAGACGACAUGUAGCUUAGCUUUAAUCGUGUAUGACAUAUAUCCCAAGCAAUUGCUAAAGAAAGGAAUUACUUCUUAAAGAGGCCAUCCAAGAUAAUACUAAACCCAAAAGGGUGGUAUUGCGGCUGGGAAUUUCAUCAAACCAAGGUCUCCCGUUGGUCCUGUGUUGUCAUAGCGCACAAUCUCUCCCCUCGCAGAAUUAAUUUGAGGAUCUGGUCCUUCUCUGUAGCUCUCACUCCUUCCUAUCUACCUUAAGAUAGGACAACCCAGCAGAACCAACAAGAAUCAUCCUCAACAAUGCCAAUGCCGACGUCCUGGAUGUUUCCUAGUUUGUCUAUUGCUGUCAUUUCUUUCUUCUCUUGCUCAUACGCUUCCACUUUCACCGUAACCAACAACUGCCCCUAUACUAUAUGGCCUGGCACGCUUGCAGGGUCAGGCACGCCUCAACUUACAAUGACUGGAUUUCAGUUGAAUUCUGGCCAAAGUGUUAGUAUUCCAUCGACACCGGGAUGGUCAGGACGGAUAUGGGCAAGGACAGGAUGCGAAUUUGAUGAGUUGGGAUCCGGCAAAUGUCAAACUGGGGACUGUGGGGGAAGGCUGGAAUGUGAUGGCAGUGGUGCCGCUCCGCCUACAUCCCUCUUUGAGAUAACCCUUGGAACAGGCAACGAGAAAGAUUUCUACGAUGUUAGCAUUGUAGAUGGCUACAACUUGCCGCUUGUUGCCGCACCAAGCGGGGUGUAUGGUGCAUGUAACGCCACAGGAUGCGCUUCAAAUAUCAACAUGGGUUGCCCAAAGGAGCUUCAGGUAGCAGGAGGAGGAGAGGAAGGAGUGGUUGCAUGCAAGAGUGCAUGUGAGGCUUUUAGGAUGGACCAGUACUGCUGCAGUGGAGAGUUUGCCAACCCAACAACAUGCCAGCCCUCCUUUUAUUCGGCCAUUUUUAAAAGGGCUUGUCCAAGGGCUUAUAGCUAUGCUUUUGAUGAUGGCACAAGCACUUUUACAUGCAAGGCUGAUGAAUAUGCCAUUAUUUUUUGCCCUGGUGUUAAUGGGGUGAAAAAGCCAGAUGAUCCAAUGUUCAUCCCUCCAAUGCAAAAGCAGAGCAAUAGGGAGGUUGAGGGGAUUGUAUCUUCGUCAAACAUCCUCCUCCCUCUUCCGAUUCUGGUUUUUCUGCUCAUCCUAAAGCUUAUUCUUCUGAACGCUGAAUAUUAGUUUACAGCCUUGGACAGCAUAAAUUGACCCUACAACAGAACCUCAAAUGUCCAUUUGAAGGGGAAUAUUUACUGAAUCAGAGAGGGACUGCAAAAAGGAAGAAACAAAUUGGAAGUAGUAGGCUUAUUUUGUAGGGGAAUUUAAAAUGCAUAAAGAUCUUCAUGAGUUCACCAAGGACUUUAAUUUGUAGCUGAUCCAUGAAUCCAUGCUUUGUUGUCAAAAUGUGCUUAACCUUGUAUUUCAAUCGGUCACAGUACUUGUAAUAAUCUUGGAAGGAAUGGAGCAACCCAACUUAUAUCACAAGUUUCCCUAAUUGAAUCAGUUUAAAAUGUACAUCA